CAGUGUGACUGAUACAGUUGGGUUGUUUUGUUUUUCUCCCUCAUUUGUACACAUAGUACUACCUGGUUGAUUUGUGAGCUACAUAGUAUUCCAUUAUGUAGCUGUACCAUUCAAUUAAGUUCUUAUUUAAUAAGAGCUCUAUUAACACACAUUUAGUUUGUUGGUAUAAUCUUUUGCUUUUACAGUGUUACAUUGGACAUGUUAAAGAGUAUACAUGAGUAUAUUUCAAAAAUACCAGUAAGGAACAGUAAGGAAUCAUGAGAAGGACUUUUUAUGUACCUAUGUAGCUCCAGAAUGUGGAUAGUGACUGCCAAGUUGAUUGCAAUGAAUAAUAAGUAUUUGCCUCAGGUGGACUGCACUUUCCUGACUCCCCCAAACAGGGCCACUAGCCUGACCUUGAUUGAUCUCCCUGGCCAUGAGAGCUUGAGACUUCAGUUCUUAGAGCGUUUUAAGGCUUCAGCCAGGGCUGUUGUGUUUGUUGUGGACAGUGCAGCCUUCCAGCGAGAGGUGAAAGAUGUGGCAGAGUUUCUGUAUCAAGUCCUCAUUGACAGUAUGAGUCUGAAGAACACACCAUCAUUCUUAAUCGCCUGCAAUAAGCAAGACAUUACAAUGGCAAAAUCCGCAAAGUUAAUUCAACAGCAGCUUGAGAAAGAACUGUGCCGUAAUCUUGGACAUGGAUUCCUUCUCUCUCGUGCAUGGGUGGUUAUUCAAAUUGAUGGUUCUGUGAGAAGACUUGUGCUGGAAACUCCUAUUCUGCCAUCUUGCUGAUGUCAGUGUCAGUGGCUUCUGUCCCUUCUGAAUGAAUGUUUAUCAUUUUUCCCUUACUCCUGAUGGUUACUCUCUUGAGACUAUAAAUUGCUUGUUGUUAGGCUAAGGAAAUUAGAACAACUAGGUGAUUUGAUUUUUCUAGAAAUUCUGUUGCAGUUGUUGGGAAUUGGGGGAAAAAGUGAUCAUAAUACUUGUGUAUCCAUUUUGGUUUUUUCUUUUUAGCAGUAUAGUCUAUGUAUUCCUGUGUUCAAAACAUGUCUUUUCCUUAGUCCAUUUGCUUUUCACUCUAAAGAGCCAUAGAAAAGCAAUACAGAUGGAAAUGCUAUAUUAUAAGGUAGUGAAGUAAAAUGUUAAAAGUUGCUAGGUGAGGGGCACCUGGGU
This is a messenger RNA of Leptonychotes weddellii (Weddell seal), 1149 nucleotides long. NCBI's taxonomy places the organism in Eukaryota, Metazoa, Chordata, Mammalia, Carnivora, Phocidae. The record is from RefSeq and is a predicted model, not a curated record.